AUGACGACGGCAAAUGAAACGUCAGUUGCUAGAACACUUAUAACAUCCACAAUGUGUUCAUUGUCGUACAUAGAACAUGUGACAGCUACAGUCUCAUUUUCAUAUGAUCGAUACCGAGGCUUGACUGAGAUUUUCCUUGUGUCGCCCAGUGGUACCGAAAGUCAUCUUUUAACUAAUCGUGGGAAAGAUGCUGUUAAGUACCAAGAAGCAGGAAAUCUUACAUGGACUUUUAUGUCGGUGCAUUAUUGGGGAGAAAAUCCUAUUGGUAAUUGGACAUUGCAGGUCCGAUCACAUAAAGGAUUUACAAGGGUUACAUUGGACUCCUGGUUUCUUACAUUAUAUGGAACUCGUACAAAUCCUUUAGCACAUUUUGAUCAGUGUUCGAGUGCACCUUGUGAAAACAACGGGAAGUGCAUCUCAGUGUUUUACAGCUAUAGUUGUAAUUGCACUGCAGAUUAUACAGGUGCAAACUGUAAAUUUAAAAAAACUCAAUCUGGCUGCAAUGGCGAUAUAAAUAUGACAAACUGUAAACAAGAUGAAAUAAAAUACAAUAACUCUACUGAGUAUUAUAACAGUACAGACUUUGAAGAGAGAAUAAACACCAGAAAUUGCACUAACAACUUGUCUAUCAUCAUUUGUAAUCCAGAAAUAAAUCAGAAUAACUACACUUACGAUAAUAACGGUACAACUCUAGAUGGAGUGAAUAAAACAAGCCCCAGUAACUGUACCAACAACUCGACCGACACAGAUCCAGAAUGCAUGCAUAAUAACUACACCGAUAUUCACAAUAUUACAGAUUAUAAUCGAGGAGGAUUCAACUCUAUUAAUUGUACCCGAAGUUCUGACGAUAUAGACUGUUCUACUCUACAAACAAACAACACUAGUAAUUGUACUUCAAUGUUAAACAAGACGGAAUGCGAUAUAAAAGUUAAUAAAACCAACUGUUCACACAAUCUUAGCGAGUUCGAGUGUACAAACGAUAGAAACAGUGAAGAGUCUAACAAAACCAAUUAUUCGUUGAUGAUUGUGAUAUUAUUGAGUUCUAUUGUCUCUAUGAGUGCUAUCGUCACUUUAUUGGUAGUAGCAUUUUACAAACCAAAUAUGCCGUCAUCUAUCAACCUACCUACCGUGUCCAAUAGAUACAGAGUAGAGCCAACAUAAUGAUAAAUUGACGAUCAUAUAACAGACGUGUUUAUAACAACAACCACAAACCAAGUCAAAACGAAUAGAUUACAGGAAUAAAGAAGCAGAUUCUAUCUCUUGAAAGUUGUUGUUUAACUUUACAAUGACAGUCAAU
Molecule: messenger RNA, 1297 nt
Organism: Mytilus trossulus (common blue mussel)
Lineage: Eukaryota; Metazoa; Mollusca; Bivalvia; Mytilida; Mytilidae
Product: neurogenic locus notch homolog protein 1-like
Exons: 4
Coding region: 1-1161 (386 amino acids)
Biological process (GO): protein processing
Cellular component (GO): Golgi membrane; trans-Golgi network
Molecular function (GO): serine-type endopeptidase activity; calcium ion binding
Source: RefSeq, a predicted model, not a curated record